UCGCUUUACUUCUUCCCUUGAUUUAGAUUCAACACAUCCUCACCUAUCCCCCUUCUCUCUAGGCACUACGUUGCGCCCACCUCCAAAUCCUGCGUUGCUGCCUCACCUCCGCAGCCUUGUUUCCGCUUGCCGCCUGGCCGACCGUACUCGCCGACGACCCGAAGCAACCAUUACGCGAUGCAACCUAGAUCUCAACGCCAUCCGUUUCGCCAGUUGGUGUGCCAUCCUGUAAAUUGACGGAUUUCCCUCAUCCUGUCGUCUUCGUGAUGCCAAAGGAAGUCGUGGUUAGGAGCAUAUACAUGAUCUGAUGUCUGAUGAGUUCAUUUCUGUUGGUCAGUCGCACUAAAGAUGGAUACGAUGAUAUUCUUGACUUUCCCUGUCUUAUCUCACAAGUUAGCACCUAUCUCAGCUUCUGACGGCGUCUGAUAGGUCGUUGGGAUUAUAGAUCCUGAAGGUACUUUCUUUUCCCUUUUUAUCAAAUCACAUUGUUUUUCAAGGUGCAUUAUAGCAACAUGUGUAUUAUGUUGUCACCAUUGCCAACUAGUUGUGAAAUGGAUGGCGAUGUAAUCAUUGAAAAAACUUAUAGUGAUUUCAUUUUAUCUUGCACACUACUACUAGAUAGCAGUUUCCCUGUGUCAACCAAACGAUGAAUCCCUGUGACCCACUCAUCAUAGGCCAUAAGCCCAUACCAAAUCUGUUCUUUCAUAGUGAAUCCCUGUGACCCACUCAGUGUAGGCCAUAAGCCCAUACCAAAUAUGUUCUUUCAUAUACACAACCGUGUCAUUGUCAUAAGGCAUGAACAUGAUAAAAAAUGUUUCAAGGCCCACUUAUUUACUAAUUUAAGCAUUGAACCGGACCAACAGAAAAAUGUGCAUUCAUUGUUUUUUGGAGGGUGAAACUUCGCUUGAGUUUUAAUUUUUGGGUUCAGAUGGCGUUUACACACGUACUUUAUUGUUCCCCAGUUUUAUAUCAUCUAUUAUUUUCUUUUCUUUUGGUGCAAAUAAGUUCAGAUCAUAGAUUGGGGAUGUCCACAUGUGUACUACCUAAUGAGCUGGUGGUGGACAUCCUGUCUCGACUGCCGCUGAAGUCCCUGUGCCGCUUCAAAUGUGUCUGCAAGUCUUGGCUUGCCUUCUCAUCUCAUCCAUACUACCGACAAAAGUUCCCAAGAACUCCCACUGGUCUCUUGUACCAGAAAUUUGAGCGUGGCAGACUUGCCUCCUCUCUUGGUAGUGGCAUCCAUCUCGCCAGACUGCCCUCAAGUGACAAGGAAAUUGACACAACACUUAGCUUUGUGCCAUGUUAUAAGUACCCAAUACUGCUUCGGGGUUGCUGCAAUGGCCUACUUCUUUGUUAUCAGAAAAAUAGAAUUGAAGAAAUUUCCAACGCUAUUGUGUGCAAUCCAGCAACUCAAGAGUGGAUGGCACUUCCAGAUACUGAACCUGGACCAUCGGUCUUUUCAGCUAAUCUCAAGUUGUGUUUUGAUCCAUUAUGGUCUCAACACUUUUGUGUCUUCAAAUUUCAGUCGAGCGCGGUCCUGGACCCUCAUAUAAUUGGAACCUCCACUGAAGUUAAGGUAUUUUUCUCUGAGGAUUCCACGUGGUCUAGUUGUCUUUGGUGGUCUAGUUGUCUUUGGGAAUAUGGAGAUGGAUUUGAAGGUGAUCCGCUCUUUGUAAAUGGGGUGUUGUACAUGAAGCACCUAUUGGCUCAUAAAAUUCUGGCGCUUGACGCACCUGAUAGAAGUACGAAGUGGCUCGAUCAUAGGAUCAUUCAGCUGCCAGGAUAUCCGAAUAGGUCCAAAAUGACUUUCUGUUCUAAUGGAUGUAUUGGCCAGUCUUCGGGUGUCUUAUGCUACGCGAAACAAGAAUUUGAUGGCUGCGCAAUACGGAUUUGGAGUUUGGAAGUCCCUGAUGGGUGGGCGGUGAGGCAUCGUGUAAGUAUGGUUGAUAUAUUUGGCAGAGACAUUUUUCUCCGCACUGACCGUGAAGGAUACUGGGUUUUCGAAUAUAAAAUCAUGGCCGUUGACCUAGAGAGGGAGCUGGUUAUCCUUGAGGACAAAAUUGUUGAUAAGAUCAUCUCAGCUAGCAUCAGUACUGGUAAACGCUCACAGUCCCAAAAGAUUCCAAGAAGCUUCACCCGAAAAUAUCGCAGCCUAUUCUAUGUGCCAUACUAUGGCAAAGUUCCAGCUUUAGCAGUUAAGGGUCAGAGGAUGAAUCAUUCUAUGUUUUACAAUUUAUGGCAUCAGUUCUUUACUUUCCUUUUUAAGUUGGAUUAAGCUACUGUUAUGUGAUGUACUAUACUGGAUUGUUGUCUUUUCGUGCCACUCGUGUGAACAUUGUAGAACUCGCCUUUUCAGCCUGUCAA
Molecule: messenger RNA, 2361 nt
Organism: Triticum dicoccoides
Lineage: Eukaryota; Viridiplantae; Streptophyta; Magnoliopsida; Poales; Poaceae
Product: putative F-box protein At3g16210
Exons: 2
Coding region: 929-2272 (447 amino acids)
Molecular function (GO): protein binding
Source: RefSeq, a predicted model, not a curated record